Molecule: messenger RNA, 1885 nt
Organism: Suillus clintonianus
Lineage: Eukaryota; Fungi; Basidiomycota; Agaricomycetes; Boletales; Suillaceae
Product: glycoside hydrolase family 18 protein
Exons: 7
Coding region: 310-1620 (436 amino acids)
Biological process (GO): carbohydrate metabolic process; chitin catabolic process
Cellular component (GO): extracellular region
Molecular function (GO): chitin binding; chitinase activity
Source: RefSeq, a predicted model, not a curated record
GGAUGACCUCAGCUGGCUAUCUUUGGCCAUGUGGAUGAUGAACAAAAGCAGAACAAAAGUGCGUUUAAUUUUAAACAAUCAGUGUGCUGGAGCCGCAUUGAUCAUUUUUCGAUGUGGGCCACACGUUGUUCGUUUCAGCUACAAAAGGGCCGUCAGCUGCCUGCUUGCUUUUUCUUUACUCUCCCGUCUCAUUUUCAACUGCACUAAAAGGCUCGGUCCUGAUUGCAAUCAGUGCUCUAGCUAGCACCUUCUAACAACUCUCGCUUUCAUUCACUCACUGUCGACGUCCAUCUUUAACUUUUGAUCAUCAUGAAAUUCUCUCUCGCGAUAGCUUCUCUUCUGGUGCUGCCGUUUGCAGCUGCCGCCCCAACUUGCUCUCUCAAACCAUCAUCUGCUGUCGCUAGUAGCACCACACCUACAUCGACUGCUACCUCCCCGGGCUCUACUUCCACCCCUGCGAACCCUGCUAGUGGUUCUGUCGCCAUGGCUUGGUUUGCUAACUGGCACACCGAUUACACGGUCGCCAAUAUUACCUGGAAGGGCUUCAACAGAAUGUCUUAUUUCGGAGCUAUCACCUCCGCUGAUGGUACUGCUACAAUCACUGUCGCUGACAGCGGCCCCAGCGGCCCUGUCACCUUUGUUGCUGCUGCCAAACAAAAUAACGUUCUUCCUGUAUUGACUAUCGGUGGUUGGGAUGGUUCCAUAUAUUUCUCAUCUUCUAUCUCCACCUCAAGCAACCGUACGACUUUCGUCCAGUCAAUCGUCACCAUGGUGAACAAGUAUGGCUUCCAAGGUGUGGAGUUCGACUGGGAAUACCCCGGUAGCACAAACGGUCUUUCUUGCAACACAGAGUCCCCUCAGGAUACUGCCAACCUCUUGUCUAUGCUCCAGGAGCUGAAGCAGGCGUUGCCAACUCUAUCUCUCUCCGCUGCUACCCCCGUCAAGCCAUGGAACGAUGCUAGCGGGAACCCAUCGACUGACCUUACCAGUUUUGCCCAAGUUUUGGAUUACGUUGAGAUCAUGAACUACGAUGUGUACGGCGACACUUUCAGCAAGGUUGUGGGCCCCAACUCUCCUUUGGACGACUCCUGUGCUCCAGCUGCUGACCAAACUGGCUCUGCGACUUCCGCCGUCAAGCUCUGGACUGCUGCAGGGUUCUCUGCUAAACAGAUUGUCCUUGGUGUGCCUAGCUACGGACACGGCUACUCCAUCAGCCAAUCUGCAGCUGUCCAGAGCAACACGUUGGCCUCAUACCCCACCUUCAACACCAACAGCUUUGUCACGGGUGACAGCUGGGAUGCUGCCGGUCCAGAUGCUUGUGGUAUCAGUCAACCUGCUUCUGGAGACUUCAACUUCUGGGGCCUCAUUGCUGGCGGUUUCUUGAACGAGGACGGAAGUGUUGCUUCCGGUAUGACUGGCCGCUUCGACAACUGCAGCCAGACGCCAUAUGUCUACAACCCCAACACGCAGGUCAUGGUAGCCUACGACAAUGCCGAAUCCUUCACCGCAAAGGGCAACUUCAUCAAACAGGCCGGCAUCGCUGGUUUCGCCCUGUGGGAGAUGGGCGGCGACUACAACAACAUUCUCUUGAACGCCAUCACCAGCGCUAUCGCUUCAUGAUUAUCAUUCUGCGAUGAUGAUUGAUUCAUCUCCAUCUAUCACACUCACGCCACUCAUUUCACACCAUACUUAUUGUACAGCUCGCGGUCGAUCCGCUCAAAUUGUCAUUGUCUAGAGUUUUGAUUGCCGCUGGGGUCGGGGUCAUCUGGAUUGCCAUGUUACGGGUUUAGAUUCGCAUUUUGUAUUACUGGCUCGGCAUGCAUAAUUUGUUGUACUUGGUGUAUCUUACUGACUUCUGCUAUGGAAUGCUAUUUGGUUCGAUAUC